This is a messenger RNA of Artibeus jamaicensis (Jamaican fruit-eating bat), 2997 nucleotides long. RefSeq names its product eukaryotic translation initiation factor 1A domain containing (gene EIF1AD). The transcript has 6 exons. Gene Ontology annotation, cellular component: nucleus. Lineage: Eukaryota; Metazoa; Chordata; Mammalia; Chiroptera; Phyllostomidae. Gene Ontology annotation, biological process: translational initiation. The record is from RefSeq and is a predicted model, not a curated record. Bases 337 to 837 code for a protein of 166 amino acids. Gene Ontology annotation, molecular function: translation initiation factor activity; RNA binding.
ACGGCGCUCGGAAGCGUCCGAAUUAGGCCCACCCGAGUCGCUCUCGUCUCAAUCGAGUUUUUAGGAGUGGGGCAGGAGUCGGGAGCUGACGACCCCGAGCCGACUCCAUCGUUGUGACAGCCGGCAAGUUCCCUUUCUGAGCUUUCAUUAGCUCGGCUGCGAAGUGGGUCGUGAGCCAGCCGCUCUCGGCGUCCAGCCUGGAGAACGGGGUCGUUCAGGCAGCGCCCGCGGGAGAAGAGGGUCAGAAAUCCUGGAUUCUCACCCUGCCAUCCAAGAAACUCGGGAGGAAAAGUCAACAGCUUCUGUGUCCCUCACCGCCCUGGGAUAGGACCCAGCAUGUCUCAGGCCACCAAAAGGAAGCAUGUGGUGAAGGAGGUGCUGGGGGAGCACAUGGUGCCCUCUGACCAGCAGCAGAUCGUGAGGGUACUCAGGACCCCAGGGAACAAUCUGCAUGAGGUGGAGACAGCCCAGGGGCAGCGCUUCCUGGUGAGCAUGCCCUCCAAGUACCGCAAGAACAUCUGGAUCAAGAGAGGGGACUUUCUCAUUGUUGACCCUAUUGAAGAGGGAGAAAAGGUGAAGGCUGAGAUCUCCUUUGUGCUCUGCAAAGACCAUGUGCGCUCUCUGCAGAAGGAAGGGCUCUGGCCCGAGGCCUUCUCUGAAGUGGCUGAGAAACACAACAACCACAGAAACAGACAGACCCAGCCAGAACUCCCAGCUGAGCCACAGUCAUCAGGAGAAGAGUCCAGCUCUGAAGACGAUUCUGACCUCUUCGUUAACACCAACCGCAGGCAGUAUCACGAGAGUGAGGAGGAGAGCGAGGAGGAGGAGGCGGCCUGAGACCCCAGGACGUACUCCUGUUGCUCAGAGACUGUCUGUGGCUCCUCUGAGCUUGGACAUUCCAGGGUGCUCUGCAGAUCUUCCCCCCUGGAUGGGGACGAGGCAGGACCCCUUUCUGAACUGGCCUUCUGACCUGGGAGAAUUAAACCCCUGGUGGGUGGCGACGUGUGCUGGUGUCCAAGUGGCUGUCUGGGGUGGAGGCCUCGUGGGCAGGUGGGCUGAGUGGGCAGGAAGUGGGGACGGCUGCAGUCUUUUCUCAGUUCUCUCUCUCUCUGUGGGCAUGUAGUAAGGGGUGGGUUCUUAGCAAGUGUCAGGCCUUACGCUGUUCCUCCUUGCAUGUAUUCAAUAACUGGGGGCAGUCCCGCUUCUUCCUGCUCAUAAUCCGCACUGAUUCAGGAUCACAGCCAUAGGGCCUGGUCCCUGUUACCUCUCAGAAACACUCAGGAUGAACUUCAUAGUGCCUCAUGAGCUGCUGUCCCUGCCUUUCUAGUCACCUGUGGCUGCCGGAGUGCCCACCUCCACGCGGCUAUGUACGUCCCCUGGUCACUGGGCCCUUGUGGCAGCUCGGACUGUCGCUCCUCAGCCCUCUUGUGAACCACAUCAUCUCACUUGUGGGUAGUUUUGUUUUUUAACCUCUGGCUAUACACGCUCCCUCCUCGUUGCUGGCAUUGACCUUUUCUUUUAAGAUUUUAUGUAUUUAUUUAAAGAGAGGGGAAGGGAGAAAAAAAGAGGGAGAGAAACAUCAAUGUGAGAGGGAAACAUCUACUGAGCCCACAACCCAGGCGCGUGCUCUGACCGCGAUUGAAGUGGUGACCCACCACAAGGCGGAAGGUCACUCACCCAACUGAGCCACACCGCGCAGCUGGCCUUGGCCUUGGCCUUCUCGCCACUGCUCGGGCAUCGGAGAGCUUGUCUCCCGGUGUGGAGUGUUUUUCUUCUUUCAUCUUCAUUUCCUACGUCCCGUGGAAGGGCCCACGCAGCGCUACGUUCCUUCAGUUCCCUGGGAUCCCAUCGCCAAUGCUCUUGUCUUCUGAUCCGCGCCUGCUGCCCACGCCCCUCGUCCCAGGACCCCUGACAUCAACACAAACUGCAGCACCUUUUAAACUCGGGCACCUGUGCAAUCACCACCUCCUGGCUUUCUUGCUCACUUGCUCAACUCCCGCCUCUGCAAAAAUUUUUUAUCUUCAUCCUCCAUCCCCACCACCUUCUCACCAUUAUUCUAUCUUCAGUCCCCUUGUGCAACACAGAUUCCGUGGCCACACCCUCCCCUCCCUUGUCUUCCUCCACUGUGUGGAUCCAUUCAGACCUAACGCCAGCCAACCCAGUCAUUUGUCCCUGGGCCUGUUGCUGUUAGAGCAAACUGCCAGUUCGGCUCUCUGGUUUUUCCUUAAAUUCAUCAUUACAAACUUCAGAUGGACCCUCAGCACCGCCUAGCAGAUGGACUCGGAUGUAUAUCAACACUUCUCAUCUUGUCUGCGCUCCCGCUUCCUCUGCUGGUUACCACAGUUUACCCUUCAUGUAGAAGUGGUAGCCAGCCCCCGCCCAGUGGGUUGAAGCAUCGUCAUGUAAACUGAGGUUGUGGGUUCGAUUUCUGAUUGAGGCACGUGCCUAGGUUGUGGGUUUGGUCCACCAUUGGGGCAUAUAUUAGAGGCAACCAACGGAUGUUUCUCUUACAUCGAUGUUUCUCUCCCUCUCUAGAACCAAUAAGCAUGUCCUCGGGUGAGGAUUAAAAAAAGAAGUAGAAAUAGUAGCCAUUGGUGGGAACUCUCACCUCCCCUCACCGACCCUACAAACGUACCCAUGGAUCUGCCCGUCUUUUUACUUACGUUGUAGUUCAGCGGGACUUCGGCCUUCCCUCAUUCACCUGCUCCUCACUCACAUUCUCUUACGUUUGCUUGGUGUGGCUUUCGGUGUAUACACACAUAUAUAUACUUGUUUGUAUGUGCAUGUACGUGUUUAAAAAUGUCUCCGUACACAAAAACCCAGAUGAGGUGGAGGUAUAUAUAUAUGUGUUUUUUAAUUUGUGUUUAUUUUUUAUGGGAAAUGACUAACUUUUCUUGUGAAGGGGUAGCUGCUUAUUCCUGUACCAUCUGUUGAAUGGCUCAUUCUUUCCUCACCAAUUUAAAUACCUUCUUAAAAUAAACUGCAUUUUUGCGUAUA